UGGCUGCAGUCGUUCCACCUCCCCCCACUCUCGUGUCCCCGCCUCCUGCACCCCCUGGCCGGCUCAAUGAAGCUUUCUUUUCCCGCGGGUUGGAGGACAGGCAGCUGCUGUCAGGGAGCUGGAUACGCGAGGCCACGGGGCCGCAGACCGGCCCGGGCGGCUGCCCCUGUGGCGGCGGGAGGCCGCGGCUCAGCUUGGGACUACGGGAAGCUUUCCAGGCCUCAGCCCCCAGCCCUUCCCCCAAAGUCCCAGGCUCGGCCGAGGGUAACCAGCCGGGCUGGGGGCGGGUCAUGUCGGAGCACGGGAACCGAGGCCCUGAGGGCCCACGUGGCCCCUCUGGGGCCCCAGGGUGCCCGUCGGCAUUUUUGAGGUGAUGAUGUCACGGCCUUCACUCUGAUGUCACGUUGAGCAUAUGACGUGUACCAGCUCCCAAGCCCAGGUGCCAGGGCCCUCUGGCCGAAACAGCGAGGUUUCUUUUGGUGAAGACACUUGUGCACGUCCCAGGGCUGUGAUUAGGGGUCUUGAGGGGGUGCACCGCCCAGCUUAUCUGGGGACUCCCUCUCCUUUCUUCUUGCUUCUCUCCUUCCUCCCUUAUUAAGCAAGGUCCUCAGGGUCGGGGAAAGGGGCGGGAACGCCUGGGGUGGCCCCGGCCCCGCCCCCGCCCCGCCCCCAGCCCUUAGGGCCAGGAAGCGCGGAAAGAACCGCCGGGGGCCAUGGACGGGUCGGUGAUGGAAGGGCCGCUCUUUUUGCAGAGUCAGCGUUUCGGUACCAAGAGAUGGAGGAAGACCUGGGCCGUGCUCUACCCAGCCAGCCCCCACGGCGUCGCGCGCCUCGAGUUCUUUGACCACAAAGGGUCGGGCUCCGGAGCGGGCCGAGGGGGCUCGCGCCGCCUGGACUGCAAAGUGAUCCGUUUGGCCGAGUGUGUGAGCGUGGCGCCUGUGACCGUGGAGAGUCCCCCUGAGCCUGGCGCCAUCGCCUUCCGCCUGGACACUGCACAGCGCUCCCACCUGCUGGCGGCCGACGCGGCGUCCAGCGCCGCCUGGGUGCAAACGCUGUGCCUCAACGCCUUUCCGAAAGGCAGCUGGGCUCUGGCGCCUGCCGAGAACCCACCCAAGCUUUCUGCCCUGGAGAUGCUGGAGAACUCGCUGUAUAGCCCCACCUGGGAAGGAUCCCAGUUCUGGGUAACUGUGCAGAGGACCGAAGCCGCUGAACGUUGUGGCCUGCAAGGCUCCUAUGUGCUGAGAGUAGAGACCGAGAGGCUGACUCUUCUGACCGUCGGAGCUCAGAGUCAGAUACUGGAGCCACUCCUCUCCUGGCCCUACACUCUGUUGCGACGCUACGGAAGGGAUAAGGUUAUGUUUUCCUUUGAGGCUGGCCGCCGCUGCCCCUCCGGCCCUGGAACCUUCACUUUCCAGACGGCACAAGGAAAUGACAUAUUUCAGGCAGUUGAGACUGCUAUCCAGCUGCAGAAGGCCCAGGGCAAGGCUGGUCAGGGGCAGGAUGUUCUCAGAGCUGAUUCCCAUGAAGAAGUGGCAGAAGGGAAGCCGGCUUCCCUUCCUGGCGCCCAGGAGCUCCCCAGCAACCCUCCGGCCCUGUAUGCGGAGCCCUUAGACUCCUUGCGCAUUCCUCCAGGUCCUUCCCGGGAUUCCCUAUAUUCAGACCCCCUGGACAGCACCCCUGCUCAGGCAGGGGAGGGGGCACAGACGAAGAAAGCUCUCUACUGGGACUUGUAUGAGCAUGUGCAGCAGCAGUUACUGAAGGCCAAGCUGACAGACUCCAAAGAGGACCCCAUCUACGAUGAACCUGAAGGCCUGGCCCCAGCCGCUCUCCGGGGCCUUUAUGAUCUGCCUCAGGAGCCCAAGGAUGCGUGGUGGUGCCAGGCUCGGGCGAAGGAGGAGGGCUAUGAACUGCCCUACAACCCCGCCACUGAUGACUAUGCCGUGCCACCCCCUCGGAGCACAAAGCCUGUCCCUGCUCCCAAGCCCCAGGGACUGGCCUUCCCUGAAUCUGGUGCCGCACCUGGCAGUGGCGGCAAAGGCCACAGCUCAGACACUGCCCUGUACAGCCAAGUCCAGAAGAGCAGGGCUUCAGGGAGCUGGGACUGUGGGCUCUCCAAAACAGGGACCGACUGGACUGGGGUCAAAUCAGAGGGCUCCACAUGAGUAGGGCAAGGCUGGGGUUGCUGAUAGGAGGACUACGGGGAGGUGGCACUGGGGAUCAAAGAAACCUGUCAGAACCAGCGGGCUGGAGGGGCCUGUGUGACUAGGGGAACAGACAGAUCAGGGGAGUCAAGGGAAAGAUCAAUCCCCAGAAGUUCUAGAAGUGGGACAGAUGGCAGGGGCUCAAGGGAUGAGACCUGGGGGGAGGCCAGCAUCCCUACGUCAUUCUUCCAAAAGGAAUGGACAGCUGCUGGACCAGGUCUAUGGAAAGAGUGCUUGGUCAGAGUAGGAACAGCUGGAGAGGCCAACUUGGAGGCUGUAGGGAGAUGCUGGACUGUGCCUGGAUCCUUUCCCCUGCAUUGUUCUUUGCCAGAGAUAUAUUUUUAAAAAGUUUUAUUCUCAUUAAAGUCAGUUUGGGUUUAA
This is a messenger RNA of Hipposideros armiger (great roundleaf bat), 2582 nucleotides long. RefSeq names its product docking protein 1 (gene DOK1). Gene Ontology annotation, cellular component: cytoplasm. NCBI's taxonomy places the organism in Eukaryota, Metazoa, Chordata, Mammalia, Chiroptera, Hipposideridae. The record is from RefSeq and is a predicted model, not a curated record. Gene Ontology annotation, biological process: positive regulation of MAPK cascade; Ras protein signal transduction; cell surface receptor protein tyrosine kinase signaling pathway. Bases 714 to 2162 code for a protein of 482 amino acids. The transcript has 5 exons.